GGGAACUUCGCGCCAGAAGUCGUAAAUGCUCAACACGAAGCUGCUGUUUGAAAAGGGAAUUGUUCUCAACCGGAAAAUGCUGACCCAGUCGCAGUUUUCACAGAUUCAGUUCCAGGCCGUGCUGAACCACUACGGAACGUUCUACAGCAUCAUGAAGGCGAUACACUUUGUGGACAACGUGACCGUCCAACUCACCAGCGACGGCGUCAAAAUCAUCGCUGAGGAAGCCAAGAGCGUCCAAGCGACGGCGUACAUCAUGAAGAAUUGCUUCUCUGAGUACAAGCUCAUUCUGCCCAGGUCCACCAACGAUGACGACGAGGACGACCCGUGCACCUCGUUCGGUCUCAACCUCAAAGUCUUCACCGACUGCCUGAGCAUGUUCCUCGGCGGCGAUUACGACUCCAGCCUCAAGCUACUUCAUAAAGGAGAAGGAGCCCCGCUAAUCGUGGUCCUGGAGCAACACGGCGAGGACGACCUCGUCACGGAGUGCUCCGUCAAGACGAUGGAACCGCUAGAAGUGCUCGACUUUGACUUUGAAGACGCCCACGUGUUCAGCCGGGUCAACAUCAAAGCCCCGGACUUUUUCGCCCUGCUAAGUGACCUGGAUCGCUUCUGCGAGGAGAUCGAAAUCAACCUUUCGCCCAACAACUUCCGACUGAUCACGCUCGGAGAGUUGCACAACGAGUCCAACUUUGAAAUCACCAACAGCAGCGACAUGUUGAUUUCGUUCAACUGCACUGCGACCAGCACCAAUCGGUACAAGGCUGCCCACUUCCGGCUCGUCAUGAAGACGUUGGCGCUUGGGUCGAAGAUUGCGCUGCGAACCAACAAGGACGGACUGCUUGGGAUGCAGGUGCUCAUCGAAACGGGGGACAAUGCGCAGAUGUUUGUCGAGUACUUUAUAAUGCCGCUUUGUGAAGGGGAUGAAACGAUGGCGGAAGAGGAUACGGUGAUUUGAGGGAGGGGACAUUAUUUGGUGUUCAUUUGAGAAUGAACGUAACAUUGUGAAUUUGAAUAAAAUAAAUUUCUACCUCGUUUA
Molecule: messenger RNA, 1039 nt
Organism: Culex quinquefasciatus (southern house mosquito)
Lineage: Eukaryota; Metazoa; Arthropoda; Insecta; Diptera; Culicidae
Gene: Rad1
Product: cell cycle checkpoint protein RAD1
Exons: 2
Coding region: 26-958 (310 amino acids)
Biological process (GO): DNA damage checkpoint signaling; DNA repair
Cellular component (GO): checkpoint clamp complex
Molecular function (GO): 3'-5' exonuclease activity
Source: RefSeq, a predicted model, not a curated record